CACACAUUCCUUUCAAAACCACGUUCAUUAACUUGUUCCCAUUCCCCCUCCUCGACAUUUCCAUCCCGUCCCACGUUUUUCUUAUUCUCUCCACAUCAAACAAACAGGAGCAGACAGACAGCAACAAUGACCGAGUCGGGGACCCCAAAGCCCGAGCCGCGGCUCGAUGCCCUGGGCAUCUUCUGGAUCGUCUUUGCCCUCGCCUGGACCUUUAUACUGGCGGGCGGAAUGUACUUUCUCUGGCGCCGUCGCGAUAUGCCUCUGCUCAGGAUCCGAGGUCUGCCUCUGUCGUUUGCUGCCAUCAUCCUCCUGCACCUUUACUGGGGAGCCGUCCAGACGGGCUACGUCUACUUCCCGCUCUGGACCCCCGAGGGAGAGUUCUGGAUCAUGAGCACCUACUUUCCCUUUGGUGUCGCCCUCUUCCACGCCUCCAACAGCCGCUUCCUCCAUGUCGCCAAACAGCAAAAGGAGCUGUUUGCCAUGGACGAAAAGUCUCCUUCCAAGUCUAACCGAUCUCGUUCCGGUUCUCUCAUUGCUCGAUUCAAGUCUCUUGAUUAUAACAAGAAAAUCUACAUCACCAUCGGCGCAGGCAUGGCUAUUCAGCUCAUCCUCACCGUCACCAUGUUUCUUAUCUCUCGGAAAUUCCACCCUUCGUUCGGUAUCCCCGGCACCGAGCUCCAUCCCGGCUCGGAAGAGUACCGCAAGUCUCAGAUGGGCAAGGGCUGGGAAUGGUGGCCCUCGGUCUUUUGGCAGUUCUUCUGGGCAUGGAUCGUCGCCCCUUACAUCCUCUGGCAGGCUCGCGGUGUCAAUGAUACGCAGGGAUGGAGGACGCAGACCAUUGCUUGCUGCCUCGCCAGUCUUCACGCUACACCUAUGUGGCUCAUCGCCUUGUAUGUUCCCGCCAUGGCUCCCGUCAACAAGUACUGGAUUCCUCCUCAAUGGCUCGCCAUCUCCAUCAUGAUGAUCGAGAUCUUCACCGUCUUCCUCCCCUGCGUCGAGGUCAUCCGACACCAGACCCUGCGACAAGAGACCCUCGACUCUAUUGCUCAAUGGCAGCUCAACAAGAAGGCUGCUACCAAGGGUGCCAGGUCUGUCGCCACUGGAUCAACAACGGUCGCCGUGUCUGCCUUUACAUCUUGGUCCAAGGACGGCUCCGUCAAGAGCAGCGGCUCUGGCGAGAGUAUCUUGACCAUGGAGGCCCUUGAGUAUGUCCUCGAGCGCAACCCCGAGCCUCUCCAGCAAUUCUCGGCCCUUCGCGACUUUUCUGGUGAAAAUAUUGCCUUCUUGAGGGCUGUCGCCGAGUGGAAGGCUUCAUUACCCCCGGCUGUCCGCGACGCCGAGAAGAUCAAGGACGCAUCAGUUCAGGAACUCGUCCGCGAACGAUUCAACAGCGCCCUCCGCAUCUACACCAACUUUGUCAGCUCCCGCGACGCCGAGUUCCAGGUCAACCUAUCCUCUCAAGACCUAAGAAAACUCGAAGCCGUCUUUGAGAGCUCAGCACGCAUUCUCUACGGCGACAAGCGCAACGUCGACCCCGCGACUCCAUUUGACUCAUUCGCCAUGACAACAAAGGUCAAGUCCUCAUCAGCAUCUUCACACGGCUCCGAAACAGGCAUCAUGACCGAGUCCAUCAACAACGACGUCGAGCACAUCGGUGACAAGGCCCUCUACUGGGGUGACAUCCCCGAAGGCUUUGACGCGGGUGUAUUCGACGACGCCGAGGGAAGCAUCAAGUACCUGGUCCUGACCAACACCUGGCCAAAGUUUGUCAAGGAUCGACGAUGCUCGAUCGACUCUAACGAUACCCUCGAGGCUGGUAAUGGAAUCCCCACAGCCCGUUAAUUGCGGUUAUGGGUUACUUAUUUUACGAGUAUGGGAGUUUACGGUGAAUAUCUUUGGCGGGGUUUCUUCUGGGAGGGAUUUUGAUGCUUCAAUUAUUCUUAAUGAAAACGCGACUGAAUACCAGUCUUUCUUCCUCUUC
Fusarium vanettenii 77-13-4 is the source of this 1981-nucleotide messenger RNA. RefSeq lists its product as uncharacterized. Bases 127 to 1842 code for a protein of 571 amino acids. The transcript has 5 exons. The record is from RefSeq and is a predicted model, not a curated record. Lineage: Eukaryota; Fungi; Ascomycota; Sordariomycetes; Hypocreales; Nectriaceae.